AUGGACGCACACUCGGUCGACCUCGACAUCAGACGGGUGCAGGUGCUUCUUCGCAUCAACAACAUUCUCCUCACAAAAUGGAUCGAAUUCCAGCAGCUGACGCCGCGGCCGACACCACAGAACCCACCCACACCCCAGCAGCAAGACUUUCUCCAACACGUAAUGCGCCGAACACACUGCAACCUUACGUAUCUCGCGAUGGUCAAUGACCGGUACCAGAACCCGAACUACGCGGCGCAGAGCUCGCAGCCCGCGUUUCCUGCCAUCUUGACGCCGCCUCCUAGCAUUCCUGAGUUGGCGGAUUUGUACACACAGUUGCAACAGUUGUUUCCGCAGGCGUUGAUGAUGUUGCAGAAGAAGGCGAUGCUCUCGAGGCAGCAGAUGCUCAAGCAAAAUGCCUCGCUGCAGGUGCCAACGCAGGUCCUGGCUCCGACUCCUGCCAGCGGUGUUAACUCACCAGCGUUACAGCUGCGCUUUUCCCAGCAGUUUACCCAGGGUUCGCCUGACCUUCAGCAGCAGCUGUUCCAGCAGAGUCUGUUUACAAACAACAUCAAUCCUCAGCAGAUUCUCCAACAAAACCAAGCUAUGAACCAAAACCAGCAAAGCCAAGCCAUGAGUCAAAACAUGACCCAUCAACAAAUGAAUCAGAACAACCAGCAAAUCCAACCGAAUAACGACAACUUUGACUUCAUGAAGUGGCAGUGA
Messenger RNA from Babjeviella inositovora NRRL Y-12698, 705 nucleotides. RefSeq lists its product as uncharacterized. NCBI's taxonomy places the organism in Eukaryota, Fungi, Ascomycota, Pichiomycetes, Serinales. The record is from RefSeq and is a predicted model, not a curated record. The coding region runs from base 1 to 705 and encodes 234 amino acids. The transcript has a single exon.